GCCCAUGUUAUAAACGAGGGAGUCGCUAACUCUCCAGUCACCAGUCGCCACUCAUCGAAGCAAACUCCAUCGGAAGGGGCGAGAGCAGCGGUGCCGUCGGGGGAAUCUGGUGGCGAUGGCGGGGCAAUCUCGGAAGUGGAUGAUUCUGGUGGCUACAAUAUGGAUUCAGGCGUUCACCGGCACGAAUUUCGAUUUCUCGGAGUACUCUUCGUUGCUGAAGUCCACCCUCGGCAUCUCUCAGGUUCAAUUGAAUUAUCUCGCCACCGCGAACGACAUGGGGAAAUUGUUCGGAUGGUCGUCAGGGUUGGCUCUCGCCCAUUUGCCGUUGUGGAUUGUGAUGUUCAUAGCGGCGUUCAUGGGCUUCGUCGGCUACGGCCUCCAAUGGCUCCUCAUCAAGAACAUCAUCUCUUUGCCUUAUUUCGUGGUCUUUCUUCUCUGCUUGUUGGCUGGCUGUAGCAUCUGUUGGUUCAACACAGUAUGCUUUGUUCUGUGCAUCAGGAAUUUCCCCGUCAAUAAACCCCUUGCACUGUCACUUACAGUGGCCUUCAAUGGUGUAAGUGCAGCACUCUACACCCUUGCUGCCAAUUCAGUAAACCCAUCUUCAGAUUCAGUGUAUCUCCUUCUGAAUGCUCUCGUUCCCCUUGUCACUUCAAUUGCAGCACUCAUUCCAAUCCUUCGCCAACCAGCCUUAGAACCUCUACCUCCUGAUGCAGUUCAUAGGGACUCAUUCAUUUUCCUAAUACUAAACGUCUCAGCCAUAUUCACCGGAAUUUAUCUCCUUAUCUUCGGUUCAUCUACCUCUGAUGAAGCAAUAGCUCGCUACUUCUUCUGCGGUGCUCUUUUCCUCCUUGUCUUCCCAUUAUGCAUUCCUGGCAUUAUCUAUGCUCGACAAUGGUUUCAUCGUACCAUCCAUUCUAGCUUUCGGAUGGAAGGCUCACGCUUCAUUCUUGUACAUGUGGAUGAUCUUGAGCUUCACAAGGAACUCCUUUCCCGACAGAAUAGUGCUAUUAGCAAUGGAGAUUCUCUCGGCUUGCUGAGUGACAACAGUAACGGGUCCAUAUACCAAAGUCAGAAGGCAAAAGUUAGUGAUCCCUGUUGUGAGCAUUUGAUUGAGAAGGAUCAGUUGGUAAUGCUGGGAGAAGAGCACCCAGCUUCGGUGUUGGUUCGUAGGUUGGAUUUUUGGCUCUACUAUGUUGCUUACUUCUGUGGAGGCACAAUUGGUCUGGUCUACAGCAAUAAUCUCGGACAGAUUGCCCAAUCUCUAGGCCUGAGUUCAAGUACUUCUACCCUUGUCACACUCUAUUCUUCCUUCUCCUUUUUCGGCCGCUUGCUUUCAGCGGGACCAGACUAUAUCCGCAAGAAAUUCUACUUUGCAAGGACAGGAUGGUUAGCCAUUGCUCUUAUCCCAACCCCAGUUGCUUUCUUCUUGCUUGCUUCAUCGGGAAGUUCUCUGGCGCUUCAUGCAGGCACUGCUUUAAUUGGGUGGAGCUCUGGGUUUAUAUUUGCUGCUGCUGUAUGUAUUACAUCCGAGCUUUUUGGACCUGACAGUGUAGGAGUUAAUCACAACGUUCUCAUUACAAAUAUCCCAAUCGGGUCCCUUCUCUAUGGCUUGCUAGCUGCGGAGGUUUAUGAUGCCAAUGCACAGACUUCGAUGGUUGGAGUAGGAAGCUUAGCAAUGUCUGAUUCAGUAGUGUGCAUGGGAAGGCAGUGCUACUUCUGGACAUUUAUCACUUGGGCAUGCUUAUCAAUCCUUGGUGUAGCUUCUAGUGUGCUAUUAUUUCGAAGAACCAAACAUGCUUAUGAAGCUUUUGAGAGGCACCGUAUUUCAACCCAAACGAUAGCAUCCUGAUUUCUGGCCCUGAAGAAACAUCAAAGGGCAUGGGGUGACUUUUGUAUCCAUGAUUUUGGAUGCAGAGACUCAAGCAAGCGGGGAUGAGUCUCGAUGGACGAUCACAUUAUGCAAUUUAGCAUUAUAUUGUAGUCAGGGGAUCUAGAUUUGGUAUGCAGAAAAGGAUGAUGGUUCAGUUAAACCUCCUCGCCAUCUUCCAGAAAGUUUAGACAGCAUACUGAAAUAGGAUUUGAAGCUUUGAAUGCGUGAAGCUUGAGGAAACCGUCAAUGAAGCAGAAUUAAAUCUGGAGCUUCAAAAAAGAAGGAAGGGUAUUGUCGUCUUUGAAUGAUGUUUUAUGCUAGCCUGAUAGUUGAGAUGUUGAAGCUGUGGAAGCGCUUUGGCCAGUUUUGCAGUAUGUUUGAUCCUAAUACAAUUGCAAUGUGCUUCAAGAUAUGCUUUGGUUAAGUAGCUAACUCUCAAAAACAAAGUCGAUAACUUCCAUACUUUGCUAUUACUACAGGAACUCUGCUAUGUCUUACUGUUUCUUUCUGGCUUUGCUUGUUAGACGGGUUCAAGUAAGUAAAAUGCAUGCUGCCGCAUAUUAAUUAUGAAAGCGGCGCAAAAUUAGUUUAAUAAUAUCACUCUUUAGAACA
Messenger RNA from Prosopis cineraria, 2482 nucleotides. Its product is annotated as protein NUCLEAR FUSION DEFECTIVE 4-like. Lineage: Eukaryota; Viridiplantae; Streptophyta; Magnoliopsida; Fabales; Fabaceae. Bases 116 to 1849 code for a protein of 577 amino acids. The transcript is spliced from 3 exons. Gene Ontology annotation, cellular component: membrane. The record is from RefSeq and is a predicted model, not a curated record.